Molecule: messenger RNA, 225 nt
Organism: Peronospora farinosa
Lineage: Eukaryota; Oomycota; Peronosporomycetes; Peronosporales; Peronosporaceae
Source: the annotation of a GenBank genome assembly
AUGUUAGGUUUGGUGGACUCCAAACAGGAGUUACGCCGACUUUAUCCAGGUAAACCUGUUCCAGCUACGACGAAAGCUGCAACUGCAGCUCUGUUAACGCACUAUCUUCUCAUUCGAGAUGUUUCAGUAAUGCGUGAUGUACCUAUGGAAUUCUGGGAAGGGCCGCAUAUACUAAGAGCGAGGCUCACGAAACCGGGCAAGUCGCGAUGGUUUCGGAUGAUGUAA